AUGACUACUGUUCAUCCCCGACCUGCCGCUACAACCCGGCCAGCCACCCCGACACCUCUUCAAUCUAUUAAUCCUCCCCGACCGAUUUAUAUCCCUGGUCGCGGCCUCGGUCGAAGAUUCGCCAAUGUCCCCCAUGCAAGCCCUACUUUCAGAGAAGCUUUUAAAGCAGCUCGCCAGGCCCGCUCCGCAAAUGACCGCCUGAGCCAGGAUGCCCCUUCUUCCUCUAGACGCAGGGCUCGACCGCCUUCCGAUGAUUCUGAUUCGGAUGGCCAGCCAUUGGCUCAGAGACUUCGACGCCGAGCCCCUCGUCUUGUGCCAGACUCGGGCCCUUCCACUAUCUCUUCUUCUUCACCUCCUGUUGCAACCACCUCUUCGCCUCUUUUUGCCACUCCUACUACCAUCCCGAGCCCGUCCGAUGUUCCGCCUAAUCCCUUCCCGAUUCCAGUUGAGCCUCCGCCAGCUCAACCUUCUCCACCAGCUCAACCUCCUACCUCACAACAACACCAGAACGUCGAGACUGGCCCCUCGCAUCGCCCUUCACCGGCUACCUCACCGCCCGAGCAGUCUCCGGUACCCCCCAGCUCCUUCUGGGUCGGCAGCUGGGCCUUCUGGAUCAGCUGCAGGACCUUCUGGAUCAACUGCAGGGCCUUCACAACCUUCAUCACCGGUUCAUCAUCAUUAUCGUACUACUACCCCUUCUGA
Molecule: messenger RNA, 702 nt
Organism: Zingiber officinale
Lineage: Eukaryota; Viridiplantae; Streptophyta; Magnoliopsida; Zingiberales; Zingiberaceae
Product: extensin-like
Exons: 1
Coding region: 1-702 (233 amino acids)
Source: RefSeq, a predicted model, not a curated record